AUGGGGAUAACAGCUUCUUUAACAGGAAUCAUCCGGAGGCAAGUUGGGAUGAAGGUGCGCGAAUUGAAGCAGAAAGGGGAUGACAUGAGGAAAAUUCAUAUAGUAGCGCCACAGGCAGCGUGGGGCGCUACCUGUGGCGCACAAAACAGAAUCACCAAGAAGGCCAGUGCCAGGGAUAGCGCCCCAUGCUACCCUGGGCGCUGGUGGCAUGAAUUUGUCCUAGUUCACCCGGGACUCGCCAUAAGAGCAGAUAUAGCAAAGUUAGCCAAUCAGGUAAAUAAGAUAACGAUGCAACAAGCGCAACAGAUGCAACAGCAACUUCAAACGGAAUUCAAUAAUUUGGAAAGGCAAGUCGGGCAAGUUGCCUCCACUCAGAAUGCUAGACCAAAUGGAGCACUCCCAAGUGAUACUGAGAAGAAUCCUGUUGAAAAAGUGCAAGCAAUUAAUCUAAGAAGUGGGAAAGCAUUGAAGGAGAUGCCACCUAAAAAGUUUGUGUCUAAAGAAGUUUUUGAAAGAUUGGUACCUCAACCAGAGGUAGAAGCUGAAAAAAAAGAUGAUAAACAUAGGCAGGAGAUAGAGUACUUGAGAGACAUCGUGGCUAAUAAAAGAAGGUUGACAGAGUUUGAAACGACUGCACUUACUGAGGAGUGCAGUGCUAGAGUACAGAGUAAGCUCCCGCCAAAGUUGAAGGAUCCCGGUUGUUUUACAAUCCCCCUGGCGAUUGGAAAACACGAGGUUGGUAGAGCCUUGUGCGAUUUGGGAGCGAGCACUAAUUUGAUGCCACUAUCAGUGUUCAAGCAGCUCGAUCUUGGAGCCCCCAUGCCUACUACUAUAACUCUACAACUAGCAGAUCGGUCAUUAGUUGUGCUUGAAGGAAUUAUUGAAGAUGUGCUGGUGCGAGUGGGGAAGUUCAUCUUGCCCGCCAAUUUUAAUAUUCCUGACUACAUGGCCGAUGAGGAGGUUCCAAUUAUUUUGGGGAGACCAUUCCUGUCUACUGGUGGAGCACUUAUUGAUGUGAGGGAGGGUAAACUAAAUAUGAGAGUUCAUGAUGAAGAAAUUACAUUUAAUGUGUACAAGGCGCUUAACCUUCCAAAGCAUUAUGAGGAUUUGUGCAUGAUCUCUAUGAUAGAAUCAAAGUUGAUAAAGUAA
Messenger RNA from Nicotiana tabacum (common tobacco), 1149 nucleotides. The record is from RefSeq and is a predicted model, not a curated record. Lineage: Eukaryota; Viridiplantae; Streptophyta; Magnoliopsida; Solanales; Solanaceae.